AUGCCGGGGCUCCUGGGCGAAGAGGGGGCCGAGAGCUGGAGCCAGGCCCCACCGCUGUAUGAGGGGUACCGCCCACCACCGCUAGAUGCCAUCCGCCUGCCCAGGUAUGUGCUGUACCUGCUGCUGGCUGCGCUCCUGGUGGUGGCUGUGGCUUAUGCUAUUGUCGGACAUCUCAUCAAGGACCUUGCCCACGACCUGGCCGACUGGGCCUUUGGCCCAAAGCCAGACCAGGAGGACGCCCCCCGGGAGCUGCGCCCAAGCCUGGAGGGUGAGGAUCUGGAGGACCUAGACCUGCAGCUGGCCCUGGCCUGGCGGGGCGAUGAGGACACCGGCAGGGGGGGCGAGGGGGUCCCCGCAGGAGCCCCUGCCAGGGCCCCCCACUGCUCCUCCAUCACCUUCAAGGAACCACUCAUUCGAAGCUCCUUCUGGAGGCUGGGCUGA
Messenger RNA from Pteronotus mesoamericanus, 441 nucleotides. It is a transcript of the gene SMIM44, whose product is annotated as small integral membrane protein 44. NCBI's taxonomy places the organism in Eukaryota, Metazoa, Chordata, Mammalia, Chiroptera, Mormoopidae. The coding region runs from base 1 to 441 and encodes 146 amino acids. The record is from RefSeq and is a predicted model, not a curated record. The transcript has 2 exons.